UUGCCCCGCGCCCGAGGUGGUUUGCGUUACGCUUGCAGCGCCCCCCCCCCCCCCCGGCCCAGCAACCGCCGCUCUGUGCGCUCGGAGGAAGUCGGGCUCGACGCUGCGUCUGUGACGGGACCCGAGCUGCGAGGGGCGGGGGAAGUAGCGCCAGGGAGCCCCGGCGCGGAGACGCUCCGGAACCGUCGCGCGGGGAAGGGGCGAGGGGCUGAUUCCCGUCGCUGGAGCCGCCUGAGAGGAGCCGACCCCCGCGCGCAGCGCGCAUCGCUGCCGCCGCCAUGGCUCACUCCCCGGUGCAGCCGGGCCUGCGGGAGAUGCCGAAUCUAAAAGCAGAUCCAGAAGAACUAUUUACAAAACUGGAGAAAAUUGGCAAGGGCUCUUUUGGUGAGGUUUUUAAAGGAAUUGACAAUCGGACUCAGAAAGUGGUUGCUAUAAAAAUUAUUGAUCUAGAAGAAGCGGAAGAUGAAAUAGAGGACAUCCAACAAGAAAUCACAGUGCUGAGUCAGUGUGACAGUCCUUAUGUAACCAAAUAUUAUGGAUCCUAUUUAAAGGAUACAAAAUUAUGGAUAAUAAUGGAAUACCUUGGUGGAGGCUCUGCUCUUGAUCUAUUAGAGCCUGGCUGUCUCGAUGAAAUCCAGAUUGCUACAAUAUUAAGAGAGAUACUUAAAGGACUCGAUUACUUGCAUUCAGAAAAGAAAAUCCAUAGAGAUAUUAAAGCUGCCAAUGUUUUGCUAUCUGAACAAGGAGAGGUAAAAUUAGCAGACUUUGGAGUAGCAGGACAACUAACAGAUACACAGAUAAAGAGAAAUACUUUCGUGGGAACUCCAUUCUGGAUGGCACCUGAAGUAAUAAAACAGUCAGCAUAUGACUCAAAGGCAGACAUCUGGUCAUUAGGCAUAACAGCCAUAGAACUUGCAAAAGGAAAGCCACCGCAUUCAGCGUUGCAUCCAAUGAAGGUUUUAUUCCUCAUCCCAAAGAACAAUCCACCAGCUCUGGAAGAAAACUACAGUAAACCCCUCAAAGAAUUUGUUGAGGCCUGCUUGAACAAGGAGCCAAGCUUCAGACCGACAGCAAAGGAGCUCUUGAAACACAAAUUCAUAAUACGAAAUGCAAAAAAAACAUCCUACCUGGCAGAGCUCAUUGAUAGGCACAAGAGGUGGAAGUCUGAACAGAGCCAUGACGACUCCAGCUCUGAAGAAUCGGAUGCUGAAACCGAUGGCCAGGCCACAGGUGGCCGUGAUUCAGGGGACUGGAUCUUUACAAUCAGAGAAAAAGAUCCCAAGAAUGUAGAGAAUGGAGCAGUCCAGCCACAGGCACUAGAAAGUAAUAAGGAAAAAGAUACCCCCAGGCGUCCUUUCUCUCAGUGUUUAUCUGCAAUUAUAUCUCCUUUAUUUGUAGAGUUGAAAGAGAAAAGUCAGGUAUAUGGUGACAACAUGGGUUCCAUAGAAGAACUGAGAGAAGCUAUUUAUUUAGCUGAGGAGGCUUGUCCAGGCAUUUCAGAUACCAUGGUGUCGCAGCUUGUACAGAGGCUUCAGAGAUAUUCACUAACUGGAGGAAGUACUUCGUCUCACUGAACUAUUGGUUUUGAGUUUUUCAAAAUCAACAGGCCACCCUGUGGUGUCUGCAUUGAGGAAAGUGCUCUCUAAUAUUGAUCUACCGCUCAGUAAAUGGAGUGCUCUUCAGUGAAAGGACAUUCCUGAAUGUGCAACAGCAAAAAUGAAGUCUCUCAGAUGGGGUGUUGUUUUUCAGCUCCUUAAAGCUAUAGUUUUUUUUAACCAUAAUGCACAUAUUUAAGGGAGAAGUGUCUUUUUAUGAAAUCUGCAAUGUAUAUUUACGUGUGUGAUAAGGACACUGAAGAUAUUGUGAAAUCUCAGGUAUUUUGCUUUAAGAUAACUCCUUGGCGAAAUAGAAAAACGUUCUGUUAGAUUGGUGUACAGAUUGUAUAUAGUGUCAUUUUUGUACUGAAACCCUUUAAACCUGUAUAAGGAGUCACUGUGUACAAAAUGUAAAAAAGGCCAAAUCUUCUGUAGAUAAUGUUAGUGAGGUAAAUAUUUGACAGGCCAUAACUGAGUAUUGUGUUGCCUUUAUUACAUGUAAAAUUUCAAUUAUGUGACAAGUGAUUUUGGUUUGAUUUUGUAUUUGAAGGGUUCGCCGUGGAAAAAUAGUAAAUGCCCUAUUAUGGAAACUCCUAUUUGUACCUCAGCGUAUCCAAAUUUCCUCAUUUGUCCUAUAUCCCUCUCUUUUUUACACUCUGAAGCUGGCUUUCUGAUUAUGGUACUACUUUUGGUUUAUUUAAAUUUAACACAUCUUGUCUCCUAUAAAGCUUUAAAUUGUUUGUUUUUUCCCUACAGAAUUUUUUCACAUUUACAUUUCAGUUUAAAUUGUGCCCAUGCAGAUUCUGAAUCAUAUGUAUUGUCCAGGUUUAGUAAUAUAUACUUGUUGAAGCUUAUAGUGAAAUUUAAGUAUCUUUUACAUCUAAACAUAUCUGAAUGCUUACAUAAAUACAUUUUAUAACUUACAUAUAUUUUGAAAUCUUGAAAUAUCUUACAACCUUGGCUUUCAGAGAGUGGAAAAUGUGUCAGAGAUGGCUGCUGUUUUUAAUUAUAAAAUGAAAUUGUCUUGGGGAGUAAAAGAAAAAAAUUGAAUUUAUCAAUAUAUAGAAAGGCCCAAUCCUGCAGUCCUUAAGUCUAUGCAUCUCCUAUUGAAACUGGUGGAAGUUACUGACAUCAGUAUUGCAGGAUUGGGCCGAAAAUAGUGCACGCAGUAUCCCAUACUCUCUAUAACAAAAAAGUACAUGAAUUUUGAUCAGCUGAAAUGAAAAUCUCCAGCACUGCUGUGGUCACUUCUGCAUAACUUUUUAAAGUUAUUUAUUUUUAGUGUUGCAUCCGAUGAAGUGAGCUGUAGCUCAUGAAAACUUAUGCUCAAAUAAAUUUGUUAGUCUCUAAGGUGCCACAAGUACUCCUUUUCUUUUUGCGAAUACAGACCAACACGGCUGCUAUUCUGAAAUCAGUCUCCUUGGAAAUGGUAGUUGUACGUAUUUUGUGAAGUGACAUCUCUUCAUUGUAUUUACUAUACAGUUUAGUAUAGUAUGCUUUACCAAGGGUAGAAAUUUGUUUCCUUGGUAGGCAGGAGAGAGAGAAUUUUCUCUCGUUUCAGUCCACAAAUUGAUAAUUACACAUCAGGUGUAUAUUUUUGAUGCAAUGUAAUUGCCAGAUCUCUAGAUAUCUCUUCUCACAUUAUUUUAGAACUAGAAAACAAAUGACUCUUGGAAGUGAAUGAACUUAGAUACACUAUACCUGCCAGCCUAUAGCCUAAUUUUGCCAGGGAAAGUCUGAUGCUCUCUAAGAUAAAUUGUUAAAUGAUGUGGUUCCUAUUUAAAGAAGUAAAGUGCAGUUUUUCAACCCUCUCAGCUUAAUUAUCAUUUUAAUGAUUAUGUACUAUUUUGUGUCAUCUUAAAUCUAUGAAGACAUCAUUUAAUGCACUGGAAAUGUGCAUUUGAAUCUUGUUGCAGUGAAAUGAGGAAUUUACCCUUUUCAACGCAGAAAUCAACAGAGAGUCAGUUCUGCCAUUUGAGAAUAUGUAGUGGUAGUGUUGUGGGUGGCAUAUAAAAAUAAUCUGAAAUAAAUUGAAGUUUAAGUGGAACCACUGACACCUUCCCAAUGUCAUCUGUUACUAUAAGAAUGACUUAAAAUUGAAAUGAGCUAGUUGGGAAAGAACACACUUUUAAAAUUUAGUAGGCAAAUCAGAUUUACAAGACAAUAUGGGGUUUAACUUUGAAAUUUCUGAAGCAGAAGUUAGUCAGAAAAUUGUCUGGUGUUCACUGACCUGUUCUUUUAUUUUGUUAUGAAAAACUACCCAAUUUGAGACUUAUUGAGGAUGAUUGUAACAGAUGAUGGUUGGUGAAGGUAACCUUUGAUUAAAUAACUAAACAGAUAAAGACACAGAAGGUCAAUUGGCCAAAAGCAUAAGAUUUAAA
This is a messenger RNA of Dermochelys coriacea (leatherback sea turtle), 3976 nucleotides long. RefSeq names its product serine/threonine kinase 24 (gene STK24). Gene Ontology annotation, molecular function: ATP binding; protein kinase activity. The transcript is spliced from 11 exons. NCBI's taxonomy places the organism in Eukaryota, Metazoa, Chordata, Testudines, Dermochelyidae. Gene Ontology annotation, biological process: protein phosphorylation. The record is from RefSeq and is a predicted model, not a curated record. Bases 279 to 1574 code for a protein of 431 amino acids.